Molecule: messenger RNA, 2937 nt
Organism: Amoebophrya sp. A25
Lineage: Eukaryota; Dinophyceae; Syndiniales; Amoebophryaceae
Source: the annotation of a GenBank genome assembly
AGCCAAUUAGUCUUCUGUCUCGACUAAUACAUACAAAUGCUCUGUUGAAGAUGCUAUGUUGGAAGCCUGCUUGGGUAAAAAUCCAUCAUGACCAAGUAGGUAAAAUGGUGACUGACGCUGUACAGCAGCUUCCGUCUAUCGAGCUCACCUUCUACUGAGGCUUCGUGCUGCUCUCAAUCAAUGUCGUCGCGGUCGCAGCUUGUUUCGGUACGUGUGGCUGCCUGGUCCGCGAACUUCCAGUUUUUUUGUGGAACCACUGUCACCCUUGGCCACGACGUUCGGCAGAUCGAUGUUGCCCAAAUUACGGCUCGCAAGAAUCUAUACAUAAGUCAACGAACUAGAAAAGAAAGGAAGCGAAGCAGCUCUAACCUCAGUGUCCUUGUCUUUGCAGAUGCAGAGGCACUGCGCCGCUCGCUUUACCACUCAGGAAGCCGCAAGUCAGCGUGGCCAACUUCUGCGCAGCCGUUGCUCGAGGCGGGGACGAUAGUUGAUUUAUGCUUCACGGGAAUCCAUCUCUUCUGAAGGGAAAAGCACUGUUCUGAAAGGAAAAGCGCUUCUCUGAAAGUGAAUUCCGGAAGUACUUACAAAUCUAAUAUUUGUGCCCUAUACCUGUGUCUUCCCUAUACCUGUGUUAGGCGCGUCCGGUCUCGAGGCGUCCCUGUCUCUCCUCUCUUAAGGUCUCCUCCGCUCCUCUUAAGCGUCCUCUUGAUUGUAGUUUGGGAAAUGAAUCAACACAAGAGAAGGCUCUAAUUCUCUCUGCUGGAACCACUGACAGCUGGACUAGAACUGGCGGCCCGAUUACCAAUUGAUGAUGACAUUUUACUUGCUGGAACUGCACCUUCACUUGUUUUUCUUGCAUGGAGGCUCACUUCGAUUCAACACGAUGAACUUGGGACGGGAAGGGGAUCCACCGUUACGGUAUAAUUCUUUUAAUGGAUACUUACAAACAUGGGGAACAACUUAUGAUUAUCUAAUAUGGAUACACCGAAUCACUAGCUAUCGUCUUUACUCUUUAGGAGCACUUCUUUUACCAGCAACAGUAAAGAAAACAUAAUUGCUGAUGAGAAUCAUGCUUAUCUUUUGUAGUAUUCAAUCUCCUCCUGCACUUCAUCUGGAAAUCGCGAUUUCCAAGAGCCUUGAUAAAGAUAACACACAGGUCCUCACAAAAGCCGGAAGCGUCUUAGCCUCUGCAGUGGAAGCUUUGCGAAACAGCUCAAACAAUACUGAUGAGCGGCGACAAACAGCUACAAAAACAAAGAAACACACGAACACAUUUGAUAAUGUUGACUUGAUUGAACUUGAGGAUCCGUUGGCGAAGCUCGAAGGUCGGCGGUUUCGUACGAUCUUGUAUUGCGGCCUAGAGGCAGACGAUGUGGAUGAGAUUAUGCACCCUACUUGUCUAAAUAUUCUCAUCCACAUCGUCUGCCUCUAGGCCUCCUGGUGAUUCUUGAUCUUCGGAGGAGGUUAGAUGUUAUCAUUCACUUCGACUAGCACUAGUGCGAAAAAGAUGUCCUCUCAGCACUAAACCAAAUAAAUCCUGUUGCGUCACCUCCUGCAAAAGAAAAACAUCACAGCUCUGCUUCUAAGCUCAGAACAUUAGUCCGACAACUGUUUGGUUUGCUCGCAGCGCCUGGAGGGUGUUUUGUGCCCUUGUCUCCGCACUUCGAACUUCAACCAGUAGAAGCAAGGCUUUUGCACUCCCGUGGUGCUACUGUUCUUUUUUUAGGGCUCAUACUAAUUCAUACUCACAGAGGACUUCGGCCUCAUUUGCUUCUUGGAUGCUGAGACCACACUAUGAAGGUACAAAAUGAAUUCUUGUAAGCGCUAAUUUUUCAUCGAUGUUUCGGUGCUUUGCCACGUUCUGACUUGCUUGCAUUGUCCCUCGAUGCGUUAUGCUCAGCAAUUCGCAGCUUAGUGGUCGUCGAACAGUCUUCGCUAUCAGGCGCGGGUGAGGGGGAAGAGCAUGGUGGAAUUUUUUAUGGAAAUGAGAAUAUGAUCUAAGGUAGUGAUACUUGGGUGCCCUGGCUCCAUGUUUCCUGGUAAGAAGCUCUUUUUAUUGUACAAAUUCUGGAGGGACGAGAGAAAACAUAAUUACCCCAUUUUUCAUAGCAGAGAAGAAAACAAAGAGGGGAUGGAAAGCAGGAGAGAAGGAAGCGAAGGCCCUCCUCGUCAACGAAGUGGGCACGACGCAGUCCUAGGUGACUCGGGUCAUGAAGGUCAACUUCCUUCUACCUUACAGGAGAACAAUCGUCGUGCAACGACGAACAAGAAGAGGAACUAUGAGUCCUCUACCAGCCAACAUGAAGCUUUAUUAAGGCUCAACUUUCAAUGGUCAUUGGGGUUGGUCAGUGAGAUCGAAGAGGCGACCCCUUGACAGAACAGGGGAAAACGAAGAGAAAGGGGAGAGCUUUGACGGGGGUUUCUUCCGUUCAGAGUCAGUGGCCACUGAAUGCUGCGCUUUAACUUUACGUCGAGCAGCGGAUGCAUUGGGAGUCGAGCUGAGACGCAACUGCGAGGCGGUGACUCUCAAACUAUUCAACUUCUCGUCUUCAGCUACUAGCGGAAUCGAGGGUCGCCAAGUGCUUUACAUCGUUGACGAAGAAUAAUAAUUCGGAUUAUUAUUUUAUUUAUUUUGGACUAUGCGUUAAGCACUAUCGAGCAAAGCAAGAGCUUUAUUUUCUGUCUUAGUUUUGAUGAAAAAAACUCUUUGUCAACAAACAAGUUAAUACGCAAAUUACAUCAUAAUGGUGGAUCAUAAAGAACAAAUCAUAAAGGAAAACGGAGAAGAUAAUGACCAACUGUUGGCUUUUUGAAAAGAUCUGCUUAAUACUUUCUAAGAAUACGAAACAGAUCUAGUAUGUUGGUCCAGGCGAGACGAAUAUAGAACAAAGAACAAGAUCACGGAAUCCUCAAGAUCACGAAGAAUCCAAGACGGCA